GCGCAGUAGCGGACACAGCAGCAGACACUUCCUGCUAAAUAGUGCUCCCUAACAACAGACAAAGCUUGACACUGUGCAUUCAAUUGAAGACGCUUAAAUUAAAGCGCUUCGUGUUUGCUACUUCAAUGCAGGGUCCGCACAGGCUUUCCAGGUGCAGAGAGUAGGCUGAGCGCGCAGACAUGUCGGGUCGCUCCGCUGCAGAGAUGGAUGAGUCACAGGAGCUGCCUGAGCUGCCGGCAAAAAAGGCCAAGCUUGAUUUAGACGAUGGACGGGAAAAAGAACCAAGUAAUUUGGGUGGUGAUGGAAGCCCAGCUGCUGUGUUGGGGUCAUCUGAGCAGGAAAGCUCUUACUCCGCCCUGUCCACUGCCCCGCUGGAUUCAGGAGGUCAGGAACAGGCAGAUACAGAGGGAGGGGCUGCCCCUCAAGCGUGCAACGAUCCCAUUAACUCGUAUGGACAUUCUGACACAACAGUGACAACAGAAUACACUCAACAGGUUUAUCAAGGAACCAACCCAGCAGUGACGUCGUACACCAGUCAGGUGGCCUUUCCUCCACUGGCUCAGACCAGUAUGUACUCAGCUUUCCCCCAGACCGGCCAGACAUACGGCCUCCCACCCUUUGGUGCUUUGUGGCCAGGCAUUAAAACAGAGACUGGGCUGCCUGAGGCGCCCUCUGGUGGCCAGCCUGGGUUUCUCAGCUUCAGCGCCGCAUAUACCUCAACUCAGCCUGGCCAGCUUCAUUACUCAUACCCCAGCCAAGGCUCAAGUUUCACAACAUCCAGUGUGUACUCCAACAUCCCAUCAGCUACAGCUUCCACCACAGCCUCCCCCACAGUGGGCCACCAGGAGUUUAGCAGCUACAACUCUCUGGGACAGAGUCAGUUCUCUCAGUACUACAACAUGCCCCCCAGUUAUGUGCCCGCAGGGCUUCCCAGCAGCGAGGAUCAUGGUGCCAGUGUGGGAGUUGCAGGAUAUUCAGCUGUGAAGUCGGAGGAGGCCGCCCCAGCCGGACUGCCCCCAAGAGAUACGUCCCCUCCAGAGAACCUCCCAGCAGCUGCUGCCCUUCCUACAGGCGUGGCGCUCCCUGCUGGACCCAGAGACCAGGAUGAGGUUGCACGAAGAAAUGCAGUUGGGAAAUCUAAAGGGAAGGGCAAGAAGACUGAUAACUGCCCACCCACUGACAGUGACCUGGAGCGCAUUUUUCUGUGGGAUCUGGAUGAGACCAUUAUUAUAUUCCACUCGCUGCUCACAGGCUCAUACGCACAGAAGUUUGGCAAGGACCCAGCGACAGUGUUGAAUUUGGGUUUGCAGAUGGAGGAGCUGAUCUUUGAGCUGGCAGACACUCACCUUUUCUUCAACGACCUGGAGGAGUGUGACCAGGUCCAUGUUGAGGACGUGGCCUCUGAUGACAAUGGACAGGACCUGAGUAACUACAACUUCCUGGCGGAUGGCUUCAACGGUCCAAAUAGCGGAGGAGCCUCUGGAGCCACCACAGGAGUCCAGGGAGGGGUCGAGUGGAUGCGCAAACUGGCCUUUCGCUACCGUCGGCUAAAAGAGAUCUACAACGGAUACAAAGGAAACGUUGGAGGCCUGUUGAGUCCGAUGAAGAGGGACCUGCUUUUACGGCUUCAGUCUGAGAUCGAGAACGUUACCGACGCCUGGCUCAGCACAGCACUCAAGUCUCUGCUGCUGAUCCAGUCCAGAGGGAAGUGUAUGAAUGUCCUGGUCACCACGACUCAGCUGGUUCCAGCUCUGGCCAAAGUGCUGCUUUAUGGCCUGGGAGAUGUUUUCCCCAUCGAGAACAUCUACAGUGCCACAAAAAUAGGAAAAGAAAGCUGCUUCGAAAGGAUUGUCUCUCGUUUUGGGAAGAAAGUGACGUACGUGGUGAUCGGUGACGGUCGAGAUGAGGAAUUUGCUGCGAAACAACACAACAUGCCUUUCUGGCGGAUCUCCACUCACGGUGACCUCGUGUCCCUGCACCAAGCGCUGGAACUGGACUUCUUGUAAAGGCGACGACGUCGAAAGUCGCACAUUAAAGGGAAACGGCAGUAGCUGGCUCACGGAGUGACGUCGCGCGAGAAUCCUCCCUCGGCCGCUACACCCUCGCAUAUUAGAAACCCCUCUCUGCUCCCACUGGCGACUCACUGUGUGACGGUUAUGUUCUGAGGCGGACUUUGGGUCGGAGCCGACUGUGAGAAUCAGACUGGACGGACACACACACAGUCGGCCGAAUUCACGUUCCUCUCGCCCGGCACUCCCUCCUCGACGGCAGCUAAACCUCACUACAGCUGGAACUGGCACUGAUCGAACACAGAAGGGAAAACGACAUCCAUCUAUUCCUCCUCUUUGGUCUUUUUUUUUUUUUUUUUAAUCCCAUUUUCUUUUUCCAUUUCAUGCGGCAAACAGUGUCCCGGAUAUAACAAGCAAAACCGCCACCGUUGAUCCUUCAGACUCAAAAUAUCAAACAAAAUCCAAGACUAUAAAUGCAUCUUUUUCGCAGCCUUAUAAGGAAAUUAGACUCAUUAAAUAAUCACAAUCACAUUUUUCCUUUUUCACUUGCCUCCUAUGUAGCUGGUUUAAUAUUUUUACAUGGCACUAGGUUGUGAGAAAAGGCGUAACAUGCAUGACCUCCCCCUCCUGACCCGACCAAACCACGGCAUCCGUCAGCUGCUCUGACCUCUCCACUGUGUUGCAACGGCUAACUUGUGGACUUUCGUAACGUGUAUGUGAUCGGUAACCACACACAGAGGGUCAGAUGUUUUCAUAACACAACCACAUGAACGUAAAACGGCGGUAAGCGGCGUAGGAACCAUGCACUAAACCAAACACUGAUCAGUUUCAGCAGGGGAGUUUUGACACUAUAGUUGCACUUCAUUUUGACCAGAAUCGAAACUUCCCGCCCCAGACGUUUUAGUAUUAGUGAAGUAACGCGCCAUUUCUUUCAGAGACUUUGUAUUUCGCCACAGCCUGUUGUUAGGGUUGGCAGUCCUCAGAGCACAGUCCUAAGUGUCCUUGAAAUCCCAGGAGAAGAAGACGCAACUUCAGUCAGGAAAACCUUUCGAAAGGGUUUAGACGAACGUGGCACAACAAACAUAUUGUAUUAAAUACAAUUGAUAUGUCGGAGAGCAGUUAGCUUUCGUGUAGUUUAACAAUGUAAAUAAGGAUAAUGCGAUCCUGGUAACAAAUACGCCGAUUUAUAUUUUCUGUAUGUUCAGUGUUUUCAUGUCAAGGCGGGAAAAGUGUGAGCGUCUGCCUCCUCUUAAACCGAUUAUCUCAAAAAGUUGUGUUGAGUUUGAGAAAACAAAACGGAUUUCUUUAGGGAGAUUUCAUCGAACCUCAAAAUAAGACCAGAAAUGCUUCGUUAAUGUAACCGAAUGUCACUGGGUGUUACCAAAAAGAAUUUCAUUCGUUUCCAAAGAAAGCGCUCAACUCUACUCAUUUAUGUGUUUUUUUUCAGUUAGUCUAUGUAGCAGAUAUUUUAGUUUUCAUAUCACCCCAUGUCAUGACUCGGCCACAUGACAAACCCAAACCUGAUAAUGUCAUAUUGGGGAGGAAGAAAAGGGAUGAUGACUGUGCAAUACAUUUCUAGUCAGUGGUUAGGUCAUUAACUGUAUUUCAAACUUUUUUUCUUUUUGCUUUUUUUUUUUUUUUUUUCUUACGUUGACGGUGAGAAAAGCAGAAAGGGUCAAAUUUCCCUGGUUUGUAUGAGAUUACGACUGAACAAUACUGAGCCUGAAGAUUUCUACACAUGCAGCUUGACCGUUAAGAAUGUUUUGUUUUGUUUUUUUUCUGUGGAUUUGUUUGUGUGUCGUGCGUGACUCUGCAUAUUUAUAUUGUGCCUUUAACCAUCUGUAUGCAUAAUCUCAAAGGGAAAUAUAUAAGAUUUUUGUUUAAUACAUGUAUCAUUGCUUUGUUAUAUUAUCCAAAGUGUUAUUUUCCUGUUUUGUUUUUUUUUUUGUAUCUUGAUAUGUUUUGUUUUUUAAGUGCUGUUGUAAAGCUCCGGUAGAUUAUGUUACCAGUUUUUCUUUGCCUGCACUGCAUUAGUGUUUCCAUUUAGAGACUACUUUAGUGAAGGGCUCUAGGUGUCAGUACCCGUUAGUGCAGUUCAUACAAUAUUUUUCAUAACUUGAUAUCCCAAUUUGCAGUGAUGGGGAUUUUUCUUUGUUGCGUUUCCUCUAAAUAGUCAUUUGCUUUUUGCUGCCUUUCAGAAAGGAGAGUAUUUGUUGUUGUUUUUUUUUGUUUUGUUUUUUUUUGUUGCUGUGAAAUGCUCAGCAUCACUUAGAGACAAUCACAAACUAUAAUACAAGGUAUUGAAUGCACAUCCCGUCGCUAAGGCGAAAAGCACGCAAACGGUGUGCUUUAAGUUGUACAGUGUUGUACUACCUAAAUGAAGAGGAGAGAAACGAAACGGCGUAUGUUUGUCCUGACGUGUAUUUGAGAAAAAUGGGAAGACCUUAUGCAAUCUUUUCUUCGAUACUAGUUUGCUGAAUGUUUUUUUGUGUUUAUAAUUUUCUCUUUUUCUGCAUGUAAUGUUUGAAGUAUAGCAUACCUGUCAAAAAUGUCUUUUUUUUUUUUUCAAUGCCAAAUACUUUGUCGUUUUUACAGUGCUAUGUGUUUUGUUUUUUUUUGUAUUCUUAAUGCGUUUCAUCUCAUUUCCGAGGACCUGUGAGGCUACAUGAGGGUCAUGAGCCUGAAUGUGAUCAUGUAAACUGAACACUACCAUAGUAAUCGAUGCUAAUUUAAUUAUUACAAUAAUCACAUACCCCCCCCCCCAUCCAGUAGCUGUUUGGGACCUCAGCACAGUCCUGUAAGGUUUUCCUGUGUAUGUAAGACACUCAGUACAAUGUAAAUAAAUUUUAAGUUUCAGAAUGACA
Messenger RNA from Sphaeramia orbicularis (orbiculate cardinalfish), 4873 nucleotides. It is a transcript of the gene eya3, whose product is annotated as EYA transcriptional coactivator and phosphatase 3. Gene Ontology annotation, cellular component: nucleus. The record is from RefSeq and is a predicted model, not a curated record. Bases 180 to 2006 code for a protein of 608 amino acids. Gene Ontology annotation, molecular function: protein tyrosine phosphatase activity. Gene Ontology annotation, biological process: cell differentiation; multicellular organism development; negative regulation of extrinsic apoptotic signaling pathway in absence of ligand. NCBI's taxonomy places the organism in Eukaryota, Metazoa, Chordata, Actinopteri, Kurtiformes, Apogonidae. The transcript is spliced from 19 exons.